CAGUCAGCACAGUUCCAUAUGGCCCUCUCGGUGACCAAGUCCUCUUCGCCGGCGCUCGUCGCGCCAUGGAAGCCGACGCCAGGCGGCGACCUCCCCCUGACAUCCACGGACAAGUCCCGCCUCUUCCUGUACUACACAUCCUUCCACGUCUUCGAGCGUCCGAUCCACAGGCCGGCCGACACCAUCCGCCGCGCGCUGUCGGAGGCGCUCGUCCACUACUACCCCAUCGCCGGCAGAGUAUCCGCGGGGGACGACGUCAGGAUCUCUUGCACCGGCGACGGCGUGGCGUUCGUCGCCGCGACGGCGAGCUGCACACUGCAGGACGUCCGGUGCCUGGACGCGCCGCUCGCCGUCCCCUUGGACGAGCUCGUGCCCCGCUACGGCGAGGCCCGCCGGACGUCUGACCCCCUUAUGGCGAUGCAGGUGACCGAGUUCUCCUGCGGCGGGUACGUCGUGGGCGUGACGACCAACCAUGUCGUUGCCGACGCCUCCGGGCUGGCCCAGUUCCUGCAGGCCGUCGGCGAGCGCGCCAGCGGGCUCCCUUCGCCGUCCUCCGCCGUGCCGGUCAGGCACGACGCGUCCCUCCCGGACAUCCCGCAGCUGUUCACCGCCCUGCCGAGGUCUCCUGCCAGCUUCAAGCACGUCGACUUCGCCUACACCGACCGCACCAUCCCAUGGAGCUACAUCGACCGCGUCAAGGCCGAGUUCCGGGAACGCGCCGGCGGCCUGCAGUCCUGCACCGUGUUCGAGGUGGUCACCGCCGCGAUCUGGCAGUGCAGGGCCCGAGCGAUCGGCGCCGCGCCCGACGCCCCGUCGCCGCUUGUCUUCUCCGCGAACGUCCGGAAGCUCGUCGGAGCGAAGGACGGGUACUACGGCAACUGCGUCACCUCGCAGAUGGUCACGGCGACGAGCGGCGCCGUCGCCGACCUGGUGAGGCUCAUUAAGGACGCCAAGGAGCGGCUGCCGGGCACCCUUGCGGGCACGGCGAAGCUGGCCCUGGAGGAGGAGGUCGUCGACGCGCUGUGCGGGUACAACGCGCUGUUCGUGUCUUCCUGGGCCCACAUCGGCCUCGACGGCGUCGACUUCGGCGGCGGGAAGCCGGCGCGGGUGGUGCCCAACAUGGAACGAACAGUGGCGCCCAUGUGCUGGCCCUGCCUGCCCUGCUCGAGGAAGAAGGAUGACGGCAGCAACGUCGUAGCCUGCUGCGUCACCAAGGAGCACGUUGAGGAGUUCGAUGCACAGCUGGACAGACUCCGGUGAUCCUAUAGUGAUUGAAAUGUAAUUCGUUUGCAAUGCGCAUUUUUUUAAAACUUUUUUGUGUCACCCUUCCAUAAAGGCCUGUUUGAAUAAAUUGAACAAUUAU
Messenger RNA from Panicum virgatum (switchgrass), 1363 nucleotides. RefSeq names its product acyl transferase 15-like. The coding region runs from base 19 to 1260 and encodes 413 amino acids. The record is from RefSeq and is a predicted model, not a curated record. The transcript has a single exon. NCBI's taxonomy places the organism in Eukaryota, Viridiplantae, Streptophyta, Magnoliopsida, Poales, Poaceae.